AUGCGAGUGUUAUUUUGGAAUAUAAAUGGUGUUGCUCGUGAGGCAGCACAAUCAAAACUUUGUGAUAUGAUUAGGGAGUUUAAACCUGAUGUCUUUUGUCUAGCUGAACCAAAAGUAGCGUGUUCUGCCAACUUUCGAAGGCGUCUUCAGAUGGAAGGUUACUCUCAAAAUGUUAUUCGUAAUGCUUCUUUUUCUCAUGUGGCUAAUAUUUGGAUUUGUUUCUUAGAUGGUUUGGUUCCUUCGGUUGUAAAUAGAAGUAGGCAGGCUAUUACUAUUGCGGUAGAGGGUGUGCACAUUUCUUUUAUCCACGCAAGUUAUGUUCAAGUGACAAGAAGGAGGCUUUGGCAGCAGCUUGAUUUGCAAGAUUCAGUUACACCUUGGCUGGUCAUGGCUGAUGCUUUGGGUUCUAAAUUUACUUGGGCGAAUGGUCAAUCGGGUUCACAUAGAAUCAUCAGUAAACUUGAUAGGGCUGUUAUUAAUAGUGCUUGGUUAGCUAAGUUUGAAAAUUGGCGGUAUAAAGAUCUUCCUAAAGAAGUUUCCGACCAUUCAACUCUUCUUGGUUAUCCUUUUGUGGUGCCAAGGCCAAAGAGAGCUCCUUUUAGAGUUCAAAAAAUGUGGUUCUUACAUGAGGAUUUUAUUCGCAUGGUUAGUGACAGUUGGAAUGCACCAGUUCACGGUUCGCUAGAUUUUAUUUUUCCUUAUAAGAUGAAAAGGCUGAAGGUGACAAUGAAGGAUUGGAAUCUUAGAGUUUUUGGUAUUAUUCAUUCUCAUUUGAAGCAAGACCAACUUCGUUUUGAGACUGCAGCUAGAAAUUCAGAUGAUGAUCCAAGUAAUAUUGCUAAACUUAAUGCUAUGAAAGACGCUAUGGAAAUCCUUUCUGAGACGAGGUUACAACAUAUUACUAUGUUGAAACAAAAGUCUAGGAAUCAAUGGUUGGUUGAAGGCUCAAGUACCACGAAUUUCUUUCAUAAUAGCAUUCGUAUUAGGAGAAGCAAUAACACUAUUUCUGAAUUGGUUGAUGCCAAUGGUGUUACUAUUACUGACUAUGAUCAAUUGAGUAAUCAUGCGGUUCAGUUUUAUGAAGACAAGUUCAAUGGCCAGGACUUGGAUAUUGAUGAUGAGUUAUUCAAUUUUGAUCACCCCUCCAUCUCAAUAGAAGAAAGUAAUGAUAUGGACAGAAUCCCUUCUCCGGAAGAAAUCAAACAAGUUGUUUUUGAGUUAGGUGCGGAUAGUGCUCCUGGUCCGGAUGGAUUUUCUGGUUGUUUCUAUCGUCAUUGCUGGGAUAUUAUUCAAGAUGAUUUGAUAAAAGCCAUUAUUUACUGUUGGAAUACUGGUCACAUUCCUAAUGGUGUCAAUUCUUCCUUGAUUAUUCUGCUGGCCUAG
Papaver somniferum (opium poppy) is the source of this 1383-nucleotide messenger RNA. RefSeq lists its product as uncharacterized. The transcript has 2 exons. Lineage: Eukaryota; Viridiplantae; Streptophyta; Magnoliopsida; Ranunculales; Papaveraceae. Bases 1 to 1383 code for a protein of 460 amino acids. The record is from RefSeq and is a predicted model, not a curated record.